This is a messenger RNA of Daphnia pulicaria, 724 nucleotides long. It is a transcript of the gene ND-18, whose product is annotated as NADH dehydrogenase [ubiquinone] iron-sulfur protein 4, mitochondrial-like. The record is from RefSeq and is a predicted model, not a curated record. Bases 54 to 617 code for a protein of 187 amino acids. Gene Ontology annotation, biological process: electron transport chain. Lineage: Eukaryota; Metazoa; Arthropoda; Branchiopoda; Diplostraca; Daphniidae. The transcript has 5 exons.
UGACUCCUGUUCUCUUUCUCUUCCAAACUUUACGUAUCGUCUGCACCGCAAAAAUGGCGAAUGUUAUUGUGAAUGUUCGCCCUGGCCUAAAACUUUUUCAAUCGGUUUUGACAUGCUCUUCCAGAGCAUUUGGUUCCACUUCUGUGUUGAUGAAUGAAGAUCCUCUGAAGCUUGCCCAGCUCAAAGAUGCACCAUUGAAAUCUUUGGAUGAUCUACUCUCUUCUUCUGAAAAAAAUGAUGGCGUAAUCACUGUUGAAAACAAAGUUGACAUUAGUAUUUUAACUGGUGUACCUCAAGAACACAUUACAACCCGUCAUGUUCGCAUCUGGAAACCAGUCAAGCAUGCAAUGCAGUCUGGUACUAAUAACACUCACAAAUGGAAAAUGGAGUUUGAGUCCCGUGAACGCUGGGAAAACCCUCUAAUGGGCUGGGCUUCAUCAGGUGAUCCACUCUCCAACAUGCAAUUGAGCUUCGGCAAUAAAGAAGAGGCUAUUGCAUUUUGUGAAAAAAACGGUUGGGAUUAUUCUGUGAAUGAAAUUGUUGAAAAGCAGCCUCGUCCCAAGUCUUAUGGAAUAAACUUUUCCUGGAAUAAGAAAACCCGCACUUCGACCAAAUAAGACUGACCCGAGGAAAUCCAGAUCAAUAUUGAUCCUUAAAUGGAAAUGUGUAGAUAAAGGUUACCCUUCUUUGAACUUGGUCUAGUUAUAAAUACACCGUGAAAAGU